Molecule: messenger RNA, 1036 nt
Organism: Aspergillus saccharolyticus JOP 1030-1
Lineage: Eukaryota; Fungi; Ascomycota; Eurotiomycetes; Eurotiales; Aspergillaceae
Exons: 1
Coding region: 1-660 (219 amino acids)
Source: RefSeq, a predicted model, not a curated record
AUGCUUCUCGAUAGGCAGCUGGUGGAGGUAGAUGAGUGGCUGGUGGAAACAGUAGCUGGUCAGCAAGAGAGUCUGGAGGUCAUUUACAGUCGAUGUCGAGCCUUUCCAAUAACACCGAAGACGGUGGUCAAUGCGGCAAGAAGCGUCGAUGCAAUGAGGGUCUUGCUCAAUAGCCAGAUAGAUCAGGUUGUCAUCACAGACGAGGUGGUCAAGUCUGCAUUGACGGGGUUUGAAUCCAAUGAAUGCAUAAGCCUACUGCUGACUCGUCUGGGAUCCGAGGCAGUGCCUAUUACCGAGGACAUCCUAAUCCAUGCUAUCCGGCAUAAGAAGUUGAAAGCUCUGGAGUUGCUUUUGGAACGACGCCGGGACCUGAACCUCGACGCGGUCUGGGAAGCAAUAUGGCAGGAUAUUGAAAUUGACCCAUAUCUUCUGGCAAAAGCAGCGCAGGCUCUUUUUCCCUUUGCCAAGUUUAACGUCUCCAAUCCAAUGCUGGACAGGUUCCAACCUUGGGAUUUUGACAGGUUUAUCCGCUUGUGCAUGCAGCAUCGCAUCCCGUUAUCCACCACCGAGGCAACAGUCGAGUUGAUCGUGGAGAGGUCGAGUCUGUGUACGAUCGACGGAUUCCUGAACGAUCAUCCUGAGAUCUCCUUCACUGCCUGACACGUCCAAGCUGCGGAAAGGAACCUGACCCAAUACUUAGAUAAGGAUGCUUUCGUGCUGCUUCUGCGGUCCCGGUCAGGUUCCUCUUGCAGUACGGAAAUGGUCAAGUCUUCUGUUGGAUAGAGAUGUAUAGAGUCAUAAUCCGCUGCAUCUUGCUAAGAGGGGCUCUGGAGUGUUGACAUCUCAAGAUUUAUGAUUUGUGCUUUUGAAGGUGGAGCGGCGGUCAUUCAGAAUCACCGCAUGCGGCAGUAUAUUCUUUGUGGACUUUGCUGUGCAGUGAUAUAUGAAUUCUCUUGUGCUGAGAGAGAGUGCCAUGGUAAGCCCCCUAUCCAGGGUCUAUGAGUGAAGGCUUAUCUGACCACUUGGAACCAGCAAC